AUGCGAGGUUUGACCAGAGAUGAGAUAGUCAGGAUGAAGCAAAGGAGAAGAACGCUGAAAAACAGGGGUUAUGCGGCCUCAUGCAGAAUCAAAAGGAUAGAACAGAAAGAUGAGUUGGAGACAGAGAAAACCCAGGAAUGGAGAGACAUGGAGAUGAUGAGAGACGAUAUUGUGCGCGCUAGAGAAGAAAUGGCGGGAAUUGAGCAGAGAUAUGAGGCCUUAAAACAAUUUGCAAUUAGAAAUAAGAUAUCGAUCCCUCCAGAGUUAGACCAGUUGUAG
Messenger RNA from Acanthoscelides obtectus, 279 nucleotides. NCBI's taxonomy places the organism in Eukaryota, Metazoa, Arthropoda, Insecta, Coleoptera, Chrysomelidae. The record is from the annotation of a GenBank genome assembly.